ACCUUUCACUGGUGAGAUAGUUCCACCCAUUUCCAACUAUAUAAGAGCUUGAUUCUGCAAUUUACUCAUCAGUCAACUGUUCACUUUCAUCCAUUGUCUUAACAAGCCACAAUGCGUUUUUGUAUCGCCGUAUGUCUCAUGGCAUUCGCCAUCAAUGGAUCCUAUGCAGGAUUUAGCAGCUAUGGUGGGGACUCUUCAGGACUAGAAGGAGGUCACGAAGGAGGUGGUUCUUCAGGCGGUGGUUAUGACAAUAGUGGAUAUGGGCAUGGUGGAUAUGAGCAGCCCCAAGUGAGCGUAGAACAUCACGAAAUACCAACCCAAACCAUUGAACAUACCAAGCCAGUUCCAGUCCAUGUAGUGAAGAAAAUUGGAGUACCAGUACCACACCCUGUGGGAGUUCCAGUACCUCAGGUCAUCAAGGUCCCUGUUCCACAACCUUAUCCAGUUCAUGUUCCUGUUCCUCAUCCCAUUGCUAUUCCAAUCUACAAACUUGUGCCUCAAGAAAUCGAGAAGAAAGUCCCUAUCACUGUUGAGAAACUAGUUCCUGUAUACGUAGACAAGCCAUACAAAAUUGAAGUUGAAACUCAUCAUCCUGUACAUGUUGCCAAGCCAUACCCAGUACAUGUACCAGUAUACAAACAUGUGUACGUAUCGUCAAAACAUCACGAUCACGGCUGGCACUGAGUUUAGGAUUUUAAUUUAGGCAUCUUUUAAUUUAAAUUAAUUUUUCAUCAUUUCAUUACUUCGUCUUCCUCAUCAUCUUUCAUCUGAAAUGACUUUCACCUUGUUGUUGUUAUUGUUUUCUUAAUAAAAUUGUUACAUAAA
This is a messenger RNA of Harmonia axyridis, 825 nucleotides long. Its product is annotated as zinc finger protein 512B-like. The coding region runs from base 112 to 684 and encodes 190 amino acids. The record is from RefSeq and is a predicted model, not a curated record. The transcript has 2 exons. Lineage: Eukaryota; Metazoa; Arthropoda; Insecta; Coleoptera; Coccinellidae.